This is a messenger RNA of Staurois parvus, 400 nucleotides long. The record is from the annotation of a GenBank genome assembly. Lineage: Eukaryota; Metazoa; Chordata; Amphibia; Anura; Ranidae.
UUGAUUGUAUACACCUGUGUCCAUGGAGGGGAUUGGAACACCUGAAUCACAUGAUUUGGAGGGGAUUGGAACACCUGAAUCACAUGAUUUGGAGGGGAUUGGAACACCUGAAUCACAUGAUAUGGAGGGGAUUGGAACACCUGAAUCACAUGAUAUGGAGGGGAUUGGAGCACCUGAAUCACAUGAUAUGGAGGGGAUUGAACACCUGAAUCAUAUGAUAUGGAGGGGAUUGGAACACCUGAAUCACAUGAUUUGGAGGGGAUUGGAACACCUGAAUCACAUGAUAUGGAGGGGAUUGGAACACCUGAAUCACAUGAUUUGGAGGGGGAUUGGAACACCUGAAUCACAUGAUUUGGAGGGUGGGGACAGUACUUUGGGCGAUAUUGUGUAUCUUUGGAUG